AACAAGAUGACGAAGGAGGAGUUUGUGAAGAACAACCGGGGUAUCAAUGACCAUCAGGACCUCCCACGAGAAUAUCUUGAGGGCCUCUAUGAUGGCGUUCUUCACAGUCCCAUCUCGCUGCAAGAAGACCAAGAGGCCAGAAAUCGGCAAGAGUCCCAAGCAGCAAGAGACUCUACCCAGAAGUACGAGCUCUUCGUCAAGGAAACGGAGAGCAUGGUUCAAAAGACUAAGGCUGCGAUGCAAAGCCGAAGGAAGAGCUCUGCGUACGUGGUGGCACAAAGCGUUGAGCAUGUGAAGCCUCUUUUUGAAGUGGCUUGUUGGCCUUAUUUGGCGACCCUGGCAGUGCUCUUG
Molecule: messenger RNA, 351 nt
Organism: Symbiodinium pilosum
Lineage: Eukaryota; Dinophyceae; Suessiales; Symbiodiniaceae
Source: the annotation of a GenBank genome assembly